Calliphora vicina (urban bluebottle blowfly) is the source of this 1374-nucleotide messenger RNA. Its product is annotated as protein HGH1 homolog. The transcript has 5 exons. Lineage: Eukaryota; Metazoa; Arthropoda; Insecta; Diptera; Calliphoridae. The coding region runs from base 66 to 1169 and encodes 367 amino acids. The record is from RefSeq and is a predicted model, not a curated record.
AAACAAAAGCAACCACACGAAAAUAUAACAUAUUUUUAAUAAUUAUUAAAUAAAAAACAAACGACAUGGAGAGUUUAGCGGAAUUUGUGCAAUUUUUGCAACCAACACAAAGAUUGGAUUUAAAGGCGGUGGCCCUAACACAUGUAUUGGGUCUUACUGGAUCGCCUGAAGGAAAAUCUGCUAUUUUAUCACUGGAUGAUUUGAUUAUAGCUAUAUUUAAUUUAACUGCUGAUCCAACUUUGGCCAUUUCAAAAGAUACCGUUUUAUGUUUGAUAAAUCUAACAGCCGAUGAGGAGGGUGCUAAAAAAAUUUUCCAAACGGCUAAACAAGUGCAUCCUAAAUUUGAUAUAGUGGCCGCUGCCGUUACACAUAUUACUGAUGAAAAUUCUGAAUUAGCUGAUCCCUGGACUAUGGUUUUAAGUAAUCUUUCUCGCGUUGAAUCGUUGGCUCAUGAAAUUCUAGAUGAGUUGGAAAAAGAUCCCAAAACUCUGCUGAAUUUAGCAAAAGCUUUUGCUAAACUGGACUAUAAUAAAAAGAAGGCUAAAUUACACUAUUUGGCUCCCAUUUUCUGUAACAUGACUCAAACUACUAGGAGUCGUGAAUUGUUUUGUCACAAUAAAUACAAUCUAUUAGACAAGAUUCUACCUUUUGCCUCUUAUGAAGAAUCAAUUAUACGACGUGGUGGCACAAUUGGUAUUUUGAAGAAUAUUUGCUUUGAUCCCGUGUACCACGACAUAAUUCUAAGGGAAACCGACGACAUACUUUAUGCCAUUUUGUAUCCACUCUGUGGACCGGAAGAGUUUUCGGAUGAGGAGAAUGAAAUGUUGCCAUUGGAGUUGCAAUACUUACCCGAAACCAAGACACGCGAAGAAGAUCCAGAUUUGCGUAAAAUGCUAUUGGAAUCAUUGCUACAAUUGUGUUCAACAAAAAAAUCGCGAGAGCAAUUGAGACAAAAAGGUGUCUAUGAAAUUCUUCGCGAGCUACACAAAUGGGAAGCCAAAGAGGGCAAAGACAAGGAAUGUCUACUGGCAUGCGAAAAUGUUGUGGACAUUUUAAUAAAAAGAGAAGACGAAAUUGGUUUGGACGACUACAAACAGGUGGACGUACCCGAAGAUGUGGCCGUUAAGUUUGUUAAAGAAGAUAUGGAUUAUUUAGAGGAUCUGCUGUAGAUGUUGAAAUAAAACUACAAACGUUCCAUUAUUACUGAUUGUUUUUGUAAUAGAUUUCUUUUUAGUAAUAAUUUAUUUUGUAAUGCAAUUUUUUUUUGUUUAUUAAUUUUUGAUUUGAUUUUUUUUGUAUUUCUUUUAGAAGCAAAUGCUUUUAAAUGCAAACAAUAAAUAUACAUGUACAAUAAAUGUAUUUUUUUUAAAUAUA